ACCAAUUUCUUUGCAAUCCCAUUAUUUAUCAAGCAUUGUCUCUUCUGUUUCACCGUUCUUUCAUCCUGUUUGCCGGAAAACCCAUUUCAUCUUCGACGGAGAACACCUCUGUUCUGUUCAUGCAAAUAAUCAUCAUCUUAGACGUUUAGUUGCACUUGCACCACCUGUAUAUAUAUAUAUAUAUAUAUAUCGUGUGAUAGUGUGUGUGUGUGUUACUUUGUUUUAUAUUGUACACAGUCUCCUCCCUUAACGGUGUUGUAAUGUUAGCUGUUGUGUCACCACUAGAGAACAACACGACUAGAGAUGGAAGAGAUCAGGGAGCUGAGAUGGUCGGGUUUUCAGUUGGUGAUGAUUUCCCAGACUUCUCAGAUGAUAAUUUGUUGGAGAGUAUUGAUUUCGAUGAUCUGUUCGAGGGGAUGGAUGAUCGGGACAUGUUGCCGGAUUUGGAGAUGGACCCAGAACUACUCGCCGGAGAAUUCUCUCUUAGUGGCGGAGAAGCCGAUUCAUCUGAGUUCAAUAACAACAGUGUGACGUCAUUCUCCGGCGAACAGAAACUAGAAGAUCUGAUAUCAAGAAAAGAAGAAGAAGUGAGCAAGAGAGAUGAAAGAAACGAAGCUGUGGCCACAAAUCCAGCUCGAAAAGAAUCCGAUAGAGGACGCAAAUCUUCUUCAGAUAAAUCCAAAAAUUCUUCUCAAGGGAAGAGGAAAGUGAAGGUGGACUGGACGCCGGAGCUACAUCGGAGAUUCGUGCAAGCAGUGGAACAGUUGGGCGUGGAUAAAGCAGUCCCGUCAAGAAUUCUUGAGAUUAUGGGUAUUGGUUGUCUCACUCGCCAUAACAUUGCUAGCCAUCUUCAGAAAUAUAGGUCACAUCGAAAACAUCUAUUGGCAAGAGAAGCCGAGGCGGCAAGUUGGAGUCAGCGGCGGCAAAUGUAUGGUGGUAACACGACGAUCGGAGGAGGAGGAGGCGGCAGUGGCGGAGGCGGGGGCAAGAGGGAUAUGGGACCUUGGGUUGCACCACCAACCAUGGGCUUCCCUCCAAUGACACCAUUGCCUCAUUAUAGACCCCUGCAUGUUUGGGGUCACCCAUCCAUGGAUCGACCACUGAUGCCUGUAUGGCCAAAACAUAUCACCUCAUUGCCACCAACACCACCACCGCCACAUGUUUGGCCACCUUCUCCAUCUCCUCCACCACCAACUUGGCACCCUCACCACCAACACCAAAGAGCUCCAUACUUCCCACAAGUUCUACCACAAACGAGAUUUCCAACCCCGCAUGUACCGGUUCCGGGGAUCCCGCCACCCCAUGCCAUGUACAAAAUAGACUCCUGCGUCGGUGUGCCCACUCCUCCCAUCGGACAAUCGUGCCCACAACCACCUAGGGACCUUCAUCCCUCAAAGGAGAGCAUCGAUGCAGCGAUCGGAGACAUAUUAUCGAAACCAUGGCAGCCUCUUCCGCUCGGACUAAAACCACCGGCCCUUGAUAGUGUAAUGGUGGAACUACAAAGACAAGGGAUUCAAAAGAUACCACCAACUUGCGUCUAAAAGCUGUAUAGUUCAGUUGCUUGUGGUGGUGGCUUCUGUGCAAUUUUCAAUUCAGAGCAGAAGCUCCCCCGGCCCCUUCAUCAAUUCGACGACGUUUCCAUGCACUUAAAUGUGUACAUGACACCUAAUAUGCGAUGCGACUUCUUGUUUUCGGUUAUCGUUUCUUCUUGUGUCUUAUCAAGAAUUUUAACCUGAGCAUUGUUCUUGGUUCUUUUGCAUGCACACAAGAACUGUUGAUGUAUAAGCCAAAAUGGAUAUCAAUAAACCUAUAUAU
Molecule: messenger RNA, 1815 nt
Organism: Cynara cardunculus var. scolymus (artichoke)
Lineage: Eukaryota; Viridiplantae; Streptophyta; Magnoliopsida; Asterales; Asteraceae
Product: transcription activator GLK1
Exons: 6
Coding region: 261-1541 (426 amino acids)
Biological process (GO): positive regulation of DNA-templated transcription
Cellular component (GO): nucleus
Molecular function (GO): transcription cis-regulatory region binding; DNA-binding transcription factor activity
Source: RefSeq, a predicted model, not a curated record